AUGCAGGCCUCUCCGUCGACGCUUAAACUCGCGAGUCUGUGCGUCUUAUGCGGCCAAAACAGUUUACUGGCCAUCUUGAUGCGACUGUCAAGAGUAGGCGACUAUCCGCGCUUUAACGCUGCCACGGCCGUGUUUGUAGGGGAAGCACUAAAGCUGCUCACGACAUUUGCCGUGCUCAUCUAUGAGUUUAGUGCACUGAAGAAGGUGCAUCGGAGGAAACGCAUGAGCGAUUCCUUUCGUGCGAUCACCAACACGGGUGAAUUGCUGCGUGUGAGUGUACCAGCGACGCUCUACGUCGUGCAAAAUAAUUUGCAGUACGUGGCCGUAUCAAAUUUGGAUGCACCCACUUUCCAAGUCAUGAACCAGCUUAAGAUUCUCACGACGACCAUCUUUUCCGUCGUGAUCUUGACGAGAAAAGUGUUGACCAUGCAGUGGGUUGCUAUUGUGACGCUCAUGAUCGGCGUCGCACUCGUGCAGUUGGACGGAGAAUCCUCUGCUGCCACUCUGAAAACCGAUCGGACAGUGUCGAGCACGACAAAGGGACUGCUAGCAGUGGUGGCGGCUUGUGUCUGCUCUGGCUUUGCUGGUGUGUACUUCGAAAAGAUUUUGAAAGGCAGUGGCUCUAGGACCACGUUAUGGGAACGCAACGUGCAGUUGUGUUCUCUCGGAUUGAUACUGUCUGGAAGUGGCCUCGUAUACUAUGAUCUCGAGUCGAUCGUGACUCGCGGAUUUUUCUAUGGCUAUCGUCCCGUGGUUUGGGCAGCCAUCGGUCUCUCGGCUUUCGGUGGCUUGCUUACGGCUGUAGUCGUUAAGUAUGCCGACAACAUUCUAAAGGCAUUUGCUACGUCUAUAGCUGUGGUACUCUCAGUUAUCAUGUCGAUAUUCGUCUUUGACAAGAUACCAACGGGCCAAUUCGUGAUCGGAGCUAUAAUCGUCAAUGGCUCCGUAUACGCAUUCGGCAAAGCUCCAGAGUGGUGCAAACCUCAUCUCGAAUCCGCACGUCGAAAAGGCUCGAAUGUUGAAGUCAAACACAUUGCAUAA
Messenger RNA from Peronospora matthiolae, 1041 nucleotides. The record is from the annotation of a GenBank genome assembly. Lineage: Eukaryota; Oomycota; Peronosporomycetes; Peronosporales; Peronosporaceae.